This is a messenger RNA of Dictyostelium discoideum AX4, 939 nucleotides long. RefSeq lists its product as hypothetical. The transcript has a single exon. The record is from RefSeq and is a predicted model, not a curated record. The annotation marks the transcript as partial. NCBI's taxonomy places the organism in Eukaryota, Evosea, Eumycetozoa, Dictyosteliales, Dictyosteliaceae.
UAUGAUGAAGAUGGUUAUGAUGAAAAUGGUUAUGAUAAAUAUGGUUAUUUUUUAUGUAAAAAAAACAUCUAUGAUGAAAAUGGCUAUGAUCAAUAUGGCUAUAAUGAAUAUGGUUAUGAUAAAGAUGGUUAUGAUGAAGAUGGUUAUGAUGAAGAGGGUUAUGAUGAAGAUGGUUAUGAUAAAGCUGGUUAUGAUAAAUGUGGUUAUAAUGAUGAUGGUUAUCAUCAAGAUGGUUAUAAUGCAUUAGGUUAUUAUGAAGAUGGUUAUAAUAUAAAUGGUUAUAAUGAAGAUGGUUAUGAUAAAUAUGGUUAUAAUGAAGAUGGUUAUGAUGAAGAUGGUUAUAAUGAAGAGGGUUAUGAUAAAGAUGGUUAUCAUAUAUAUGGUUAUAACAAAUAUGGUUAUAAUAAAUAUGGUUAUGAUAAAUAUGGUUAUGAUAAAGAUGGUUAUGAUAAAGACGGUUACGAUGAAGAUGAUUAUGAUAAAAAUGGUUAUAAUCCAUAUGGUUAUGAUAAAGAUGGUUUUAAUAAAAAUGGUUAUAAUAGAGAUGGGGUUUAUAUAAAAAAAAAAAAACUUAACAAAAUCACUAAAAAAAGCAAAUUAGUUUUGAAAUCAUUAAUUCCAUAUAAAGGUAUUCUUGCAAAUAAUUUAACAGAUUUUAAAUCAACUGAAAAUGAUUUCUUUUUAAAUGUAGUGUCUCUUUUGUCACGUGAACGCCAUAUUACAUUUAUAUCUAGUGGUAACUUUGACAACAAUUUCAACAAUUGUUUGAAAAUAUCGCCGGAAUUCUCAAAAUGGAAUAGUAAUAAAGGUGAGGUAGAAAUAAGUUCCUUUCCAACUUAUGCUAUAGAUACAAAGGGUUCUAGAAGACUGACCUUUUAUUUUUUUUCAAUGAAUAGUAAGUCUUUUUUAUUAAUUAUAAUUAACAAUAUUUUAAAAUAA